GGAAAGAAUAAAAACGGCCGUCAGGGCAUCAAGGACGUGUACCCAGCACAUUAGUAAUAUUCGUCGGUCUCCACAUGCUUACUUCAUCUGUUCUCCUUGCUGUGGGAACAAAAGAACGGCCUUCCAGGUGAAGGAAGUGCAUGGAAGACGGCUUACGUCAACGUCAAGCGGGUUAACUUAGAGAGUCCGUCGUCCUGUAGAAACGACCCAGUUCGGUACGGAAUAUAAAGCUUCCGUCUUCCCUCACAGCUCCCCUGCCAAGGUUUAUACGUCAGUCCUGCGUGCGUCUCUUACUCCCUUCCCGCUACUCCCUUCUCCCUCUUUCGUCGACUCCGAUCCCGUCACCAAGCAUGUCAGGCCCUCUCCAAUCCGCAAUCAUCUGGCCAGAGAAGUAUCUCCCUGGGACCACGGACAACUUCGUCAGCAACGAGGUGAUUGUCAAAGGCGUCACGGCUCAACAAGUAUGGGCCAAGCUCGCCGACAUAUCCCAGUGGAAAGCCUACUAUAAAAACGUCGACAAGAUCACGCCUCCCACAUCGAGCAACGAGUUGACCAAAGGCUGCACCUUCCAUUUCAGCACGUUCGGCUUCCCCGUGAUCACCAGCAACGUCGAGGAGUCCGUUGCUCCUUCCCCGGGCCGACCUGGCCGGAUCGCGUGGUCCGCAAAGCUGGACGGAAACUCGGACGAGAAAGUCGACGUCUACCACGCCUGGCUCGUCGAAGACUUGGACGGUGGCCGUGUGAGGGUGCUCACGCAGGAGAGUCAGAUCGGGAAGCCCGCCGCUGAUUUGGCUCGCUUGAAACCCAACAAAAUGUUGCUGGGCCACCAGGACUGGCUUGACGGCCUGGUGAAGGCAGCGAAGGGAGAGCCCGUCGAUUUAACCAGCACGAACUUGAAAGCUGCGGGUUUGGAAGCUUACUAAGAGUAUCUCUCUCCACAGCAUUGUGCGGUAGAACAUGCCUGGAAGUCAAUAGUGCGCGGAGCGGGUCACUGAGGCUCAACAUGAUGAACGAGAGCAUUUUUGAAAUGGGUUGUCGUGAAUUUUCAAAAUCAAGACAUCACUAGUGAUUGUGUUGGAUUAGCACGGCCUGUGAGACUAUACCGUGGAAUAACCCCGCAGAAUAACCUGUUCCCCCAUCAGGGACUAUCUUCACUGUACCCGUGCCUGCCGAAAUAGACAAAUAGAGAUGAAAAUGAGAAUCGAAAAGGUAGAGAAUAGCCGA
Molecule: messenger RNA, 1224 nt
Organism: Verruconis gallopava
Lineage: Eukaryota; Fungi; Ascomycota; Dothideomycetes; Venturiales; Sympoventuriaceae
Exons: 1
Coding region: 351-923 (190 amino acids)
Source: RefSeq, a predicted model, not a curated record